AUGUCCACUGGCUCCACUCGCUCAUCAGAGGAUGGCGAUAUAGGCACUCUCCCCAGCCCAUCUACCUACGACAUGGAUAGGCUGGUCGACAAUGUAAAUCUAAAGAGAUUCUCUCUUAAGCCCAGGUAUAGUCGGAGGCUAUCUAAUCACAGAUUAUCUUAUCUUAAUCCAUCCAAUCCAUCGAAACCAUCCGGGUCAUCCAAUCUCAGCCCAGUACCUUCACAGCCACAGCCACCACCCCCGAAAUCGAUCGAUGAAAUUAUAAGAACCCAUUCACCUCUACUAAACGUUAAAACCCAGGCUGAAAAAGACGCUGACUCUCUUUUGCCCGAUAAGAAUCCACCCACUCCGCCCAUAAAGUCUAUCAAUGACAUCAUCAACCAGCACUACUCCUCUCUAUCUAGCAGGCAUGUCACCUACGAUGACAGUGAAAGUGGUGGUGACAGUGGUAUUGAAAGUGGUGGUGAUGGUGAUGGUGAUGGUAAUAGCGAUAGUGAAACUGACAGCCACAAACCCACACCCAUUCCCACCACUCCUACACCCACUCCCUCCCUCGCCCCCAAAUCCUGGAUCGCCCAAUACCUCCGCCAACCGCAACUAACGCGACUGCUCAAGCUACGCCGUCAUCCCCACUCUGGUCUCCAAGUAUCCCUAUGCGAUUUAGGCGACAGCAGAGGCAACCCUGUUCUAAUUUACCUAGGGCUCGGCUGUACGCGUCAUCUGAUAGCGCUCUACGCCGAUCUAGCGAGCACGCUCAACCUGCGCCUAAUCUGCGUUGACCGGUGGGGGUUAGGCCGCACGGACGCGUCCACCUCUACGCAGCGAGGGCUACUCGAAUGGGCGAGUGUGAUAGAGGAGGUUCUCGAUAGCCUCCGCAUUCAACGCGUAGCCCUUCUCGCUCACUCCGCCGGUGCGCCGUAUGCGCUUGCACUCGCCCACGCCGCUCCCCAACGCAUAGCUCUGCCUAUCACCCUCCUCGCGCCGUGGGUGCAUACGGAGACGCACACCAGUGCUGGUCGCUGGCUCAGACAUGUCCCGAAGCCCCUCCUACGCGCAGCUCAGGUGGCUGAGUGGACAGUCGCCGGCUGGAGUAUUGGCAAGCCGCCCCAAGUCAAGUAUGAGGGUGUUGAGGGGGGUGUGGGCUUGAGUGUGGGUGGGGGAGUUAGUGGGACUAGCGACCACAACAACAACAAUAACACUAACACCAAUGCUCUUGAUAGCGGCGUCGAAAGGAGCCACUCGCAUCCUACUGUUCCUACUGUCUCCAAGCUAGCUGCGCACUCAACCCACUCAACACACCCCAGUAUCAGGUCCUCCAGCGCUAAUAGCGUCAGACGUCUGCGCAAAGUGUCGCUUGUUAAUAGCAGCCGGAGCAGCAGCAGUAGUAGUAGCAGUGGUGGCAGCAUUCGUAGCAGUUAUAACAACAACAACGAGAGCAACAAAAAUGGCACACAUAGGCCAUUCAAUACACUCAACGUGCCCACCACACCAAAUGCACCCAACAAACCCAUCGCAAACACACUCACUCACAGCGAAGAAAAACAGGUCUCCGUCGGAAGCGCCCUGCUCGCAGCUUCGCAUGCCGAGUCACAUUCAGGCGGCGGGCCUGCACAUGACCUCCUCCUCAUACUCAACCGCGGUGCUAAACCGUGGGGAUUCGAUUACCGGGAUAUCUCAGCAAGCGUGCACGUCUACUGGGGAGACAAGGACGAUAGGAUCUCUGAAGAUGCCGUGCAAUGGAUGGAAGAGAACAUGACUAGUUGCAAACUAACUAAACUACCAGGCAAGACGCAUUCAUUGCUGACUGAUCCCAUUGUCAUUGCAGAUGUGUUGGAGAAUUUGGCUGACAAGUACAGUACGAGAUGA
Wallemia ichthyophaga EXF-994 is the source of this 1866-nucleotide messenger RNA. RefSeq lists its product as uncharacterized. NCBI's taxonomy places the organism in Eukaryota, Fungi, Basidiomycota, Wallemiomycetes, Wallemiales, Wallemiaceae. The record is from RefSeq and is a predicted model, not a curated record. The transcript has 2 exons. The coding region runs from base 1 to 1866 and encodes 621 amino acids.